CCGCGUCCCCUUGCUCUUACAGCAUAUCUCUCCUUCUCUAUGUCUACUGGACAAGUUGUACGUUGUACGUUGGCAUAUGCGAGCAACUGUUUCUUGUGCGCGUUUCGCAUCCAUGUUCGUUCGUUCGUUCGUUCGUUCGUUGUAAAUUACUUUUACGUCCGUUCUCCCGGAAAGCUGGAAAAAUUCCAUUAUCCGAAACAAGUAUCGAAUUUCACCGGUCGCAACAAUCGCCGCCGAUCUUGCCAACGAGUUACUGUUAUCUUUGCAUGAUCAUUCAAUCAUCUAAACGCGUGGAACAUUAAACCGAAUGUGUAUGCCGUUUUUUCUAGUUUUGAUAAGUUUGUCCAGUGCGUCGUUCAACCAACGUUCAGCAAUAUCGCGAAUUCGGAUACAUUAAAAUGUCCGCGUAUCCACACGAUUUAGAUCAAGUUGAAGACCUAUCGUUGAAGGUGUGUGCUGUGACAAUUCGCACGUUAAACGAAGGAUGCCGGUAAUCGAUCGAUCACCGAAAUCAAUUUCAAGGAGAAUAGACAGUGGCUGCGAAAGAGGCUAAGCUCUGUCCGCGAAACUUCACGUUCCGAGAAACAGACAAUAUACCCCGAUAUCGCCUACCCUGCUUUCUUACUCUACCUUAUCUCCUGGGAUCGCACUGUUUAAAGAACUUCUACGUAAUAGCUGCUUCUAGCUACUACCAAAUGAUCGAAUCAUGCUGAAAGACAAAUAAGAGACGUAGCAAAAAAAUAAAAGAAAGGACCAAUUGGAGAAGAUAAGAAAAAGCCAAACCUUAGAAACUACGAAGAGAAUAGAUAGUGGCGCGCGAUAUAAAUCGAUCACGUUUGAGCGACGGGAAUUCUUCCUUUCUAUAGACGAUAGAAAAUCUCAAUCGAGAGAACAGUAAAUCAAUCGAUCUUGCUCUCGACCUUGAUGACGUAAAAACGAGGCGGGAUCGAUUUGUCAGGACGAUGAUACUCGAAGACUGAAGAUACUGUUCCAUCGAGGAGGUUAACUUAAAAAUUGACAAAGAAGUGCAUCCUUCGGAUUAUAUCUCUCCUAGGAGAGGAACGACGAAAAAAAAAAGGAAAAAACAUAGAGAGGGAAAAGGAACGAAGGGAGGGCAAGAAAAUAAAAAACAAAAAGUUAAAGAAUGUUGCGUCUGUGUUCGUAUGCGUAUAUGUAUGUGCGUGUGCGCGCGCUCGCAUCUGUAUGUACGCGCGAGUGUGUGUGCACUCUGUGCCUGUGAAACAGUGACAAGAACACACAGGGGCAGAUACGAGGAUCAGAGGCAGAGCUAUUUAGUUGUUUAAAAAUGUGCUGCUUGUUUGAUAGAACACCGCUGUUAUUACCGAAAAUUUGAAAAGAUCGAGAGGCGAAAAGAAGAAUUUGAGGAAGGAAUCGACGUAGCAGGAGGAGGGAAAAUGACGGGUAGUCGUAGUAGCGAAAUAAAUCCGGAUGUGACGGUGCGUGGCGAGGGUGGAAAGCAUACGGUUCAUUGGUUUCGCAAAGGUCUCAGGCUUCACGAUAAUCCUUCGCUGAGGGAAGGUCUUACCGGAGCCACUACGUUUCGUUGCGUAUUCGUUUUGGAUCCAUGGUUCGCCGGAAGUACCAACGUUGGCAUCAAUAAGUGGAGGUUCUUGCUACAGUGUUUGGAAGAUCUCGACUGCUCCUUGAGAAAAUUGAACUCCAGACUGUUCGUAAUAAGAGGACAGCCGGCGGACGCUCUGCCGAAAUUGUUCAAGGAAUGGGGUACCACGAAUCUCACCUUCGAGGAAGAUCCAGAGCCAUUCGGACGCGUCAGAGAUCACAACAUCUCGGCACUCUGUAAGGAGCUUGGUAUCUCGGUGGUCCAAAAGGUCUCGCAUACUCUUUACAAGUUGGACGAGAUCAUCGAGAGGAACGGCGGGAAGCCACCGUUGACUUAUCAUCAAUUUCAAAAUGUGGUUGCCAGUAUGGAUCCUCCAGAACCGUCGGUGCCGACUGUUACUUCCGCUUGCAUAGGUUCGGCCUACACCCCUCUGAAAGAGGAUCACGAUGAUCAUUACGGUGUUCCAACGCUCGAAGAACUUGGCUUCGACACGGAGGGUCUUCUUCCGCCUGUAUGGGUUGGAGGCGAAAGCGAGGCUCUGGCACGGUUGGAGCGUCAUCUGGAGAGGAAAGCCUGGGUGGCUAGUUUCGGAAGACCAAAAAUGACUCCGCAAUCGUUGCUGCCCAGUCAAACCGGUCUUUCGCCUUAUUUACGAUUCGGAUGCUUGAGUACCCGGCUAUUUUAUUAUCAGCUCACUGAUCUCUAUAAGAAGAUAAAGAAAGCUGUACCACCGCUUUCGUUGCACGGCCAACUCUUAUGGCGCGAAUUUUUUUACUGCGCUGCUACGAAGAACCCAAAUUUCGAUCGGAUGCAGGGUAAUCCAAUUUGCGUGCAAAUCCCUUGGGACAAGAACGUCGAAGCACUUGCCAAGUGGGCGAACGGCCAAACGGGAUUUCCCUGGAUCGAUGCGAUCAUGACACAACUAAGAGAAGAAGGUUGGAUACAUCACUUGGCUAGACACGCGGUCGCCUGUUUCUUAACCAGAGGCGACCUUUGGAUCUCCUGGGAAGAAGGAAUGAAGGUGUUCGACGAGUUGUUGCUGGAUGCCGAUUGGUCGGUGAACGCGGGAAUGUGGAUGUGGUUAUCGUGCAGUUCUUUCUUCCAACAAUUCUUCCACUGUUAUUGCCCGGUGAGAUUCGGCAGAAAAGCCGAUCCGAAUGGCGAUUACAUCAGGCGAUACUUGCCGAUAUUGAAAAAUUUUCCUACGAGAUAUAUUCACGAACCGUGGAACGCGCCGCUUAGCGUGCAACGUGCAGCCAAAUGUAUUAUUGGCAAGGACUAUUCAUUGCCUAUGGUGAAUCACAGCAAGAGCUCCAGGAUCAACAUCGAGAGAAUGAAGCAAGUCUAUCAGCAAUUAAACAAAUAUCGUGGAAACGGCGCCUCCCUUAAAGGAGAAACAGUCGGUUUAUUGAACGCACUGCCACCUCCAUCGGUAAAGGAGAACGAGGAAGAAAAGAAGAGGACGAAGCAAUCUCCGCCUCCCCCGGAGAAUCAAUCCAAGAUGGAAGCUCUUGCCAAGACAACGCAUCAGCAACAGCACCAUCAACAUCAAUAACGACGACCACACCGACGUCAUCGAAGCAAUUAGGCGAUAAUCCGAAAUUUUGAUUAUUUCCUAUUUCUACUUAAUUCACGCUUAUUUAUUUGCCGUCAUUACGUCUGCGAUCAUGUUAAUUGUAAUUCAUCGUAACGCGUAUAAUCGUUAAUAGUUUGAAAAAGUUAUUUGCAGCGAAAGCAAAGCCAUCCAUCGUAUCUGUUCAAACGAUCGUUUGUAUUUAGAAGUACGUUUCGUAACAAGAAAUGUAAAACUUGAACGUUAUGGCAGAAAAAUGACGAUGAGAUGAAUUUUAUAAUUCCAAUCGUUGUACAUAAUACAUCCAUUAUACGUCGUAAAUAAAAAUUUUUCAUGCAAA
Bombus pascuorum is the source of this 3495-nucleotide messenger RNA. It is a transcript of the gene Cry2, whose product is annotated as cryptochrome-1-like. Gene Ontology annotation, cellular component: cytoplasm; nucleus. Bases 1416 to 3137 code for a protein of 573 amino acids. Gene Ontology annotation, molecular function: DNA binding; FAD binding. The record is from RefSeq and is a predicted model, not a curated record. The transcript is spliced from 12 exons. NCBI's taxonomy places the organism in Eukaryota, Metazoa, Arthropoda, Insecta, Hymenoptera, Apidae. Gene Ontology annotation, biological process: circadian regulation of gene expression; negative regulation of DNA-templated transcription; entrainment of circadian clock by photoperiod.